AUGACGGCUUUGGAGAAGAUGUGUGAACCUGGCGCUGGCCAUCACGAUGAGGGUCGUGCGGGAGAACUUGCAACAGAUAUCAACGAGUUACCGGGUGGAUACUACUACAGCCCUCGCAUAAUCAGUACCUUUGUCGGUAUUAGUCUCUCCUUGAUUGCGACGUAUUUCGCGUUCGAGGCCUCCGCCUCUGCAAUUUCCAACAUCAACGCGGAUAUCGGACCUAGCGAGAAUGCGAGUCUGGCAUCGACGGUCUGGACAGUCAGUCAGUCGAUCAGUAUCCUGAUCAUGGGAAGAUUGACGGAUCGAUUCGGUCGCCGUAACUUCGUCCUUGUUACCGGCUUGAUCGGCCUCAUUGGUGGCAUCGUGGCGUGCACCGCGCAGAAUUUCAACACUUUAAUCGGGGCACAGGUCCUGCUCGGUUUGGCUGCCGGCCAACCAGGAUCAUACUUGCUGCUCGUGGGUGAGCUCAUGAGUAAUAAAACAAAGUUCUUGGGAAUCGUGUCUGUUGCCUUUCCUAGUGUCGUCGGUACAGGCUUCGCCCCGUACUUCGGACAGAAGUUGGGUACGAGCGGCAAUUGGAGAUGGAUAUUCUACAUCUAUAUCAUCUUGAUAGUCGUCAGCAACGCGCUUCUCUUCAUUUUCUACCACCCUCCAUCCUUUGUCCAGUUGCACGGAAAGAGAACGAGUAAGCGGGAGGAACUCAGAAAGACGGACUGGAUUGGAAUCUUCCUCCUCACGGCAGGACUAGCGCUAUUCCUUCUCGGUAUCUCCUGGGGUGGUUCGCCUCAACCAUGGAAUUCUCCUAGAAUCCUUGGUCUUCUAAUCUCGGGAGCUGCCACUUGCGUUGCCUUCGUGCUGUACGAAUGCUUCGGCAGUGUCCAGUACCCGAUUGUCCCCAUGAAACUCUUCCGCGAUAUUCGUGGAUUCAGUUGUCUGGUGAUCAUCUCGGCGGUCAUGGGUAUCAUGAAUGUGGCCCUCUUCAUCAUGUGGCCUGGGCAAGUCGUUCACAUCUUCGGCACUUCCCUCGAUACCGAACAAACCUCAUGGAUGACUGCAACAGCAACCCUUAGUAUGUGGGCCGGUAUUCUGAUCUUAGGCGCUCUCUUCCACAUUGUGAAGCAUUCCCGCGUGCAAUUGAUCAUCGGCAGUAUCUGGGUAACCGCCUUCCUGGGCUCAAUGUCCUCGGUCACGGAAAGCAACAAGGCCUCCGCCAUUGCCUUCUCCAUGCUCGCCAGCUUCGUGAUCGGCUGGGGAGAAGACGUGACAAUGCUUCUGGCUCAAUGCAUUACCCCCGACCAUGAGCUGGGCGUUGCCUUCGCUGUCGUAGCGUCGUCCCGAACCAUCUUUGGAUCCAUAUUCACCGCCGCUUUCGUCGCAAUCUACACCAACAAGCUGCCAGGCAAAUUCCAGCAGCACCUCGUCCCAGCCGUCCUCAAUGCAGGACUCCCCAAAUCCUCGAUCGGCGAGCUCCUCACCGCAGUCUCAACGAGCAACCAACAAGCCAUCGCCGCCGUCCCUGGAAUGACCGAUGCCCUGCUGAAGAUCACUAACAAGGGCGUUGCAGACAGCUACGCCGCCUCGUACGCCUACGUCUACUAUUUUGCACUGGCCUUGGGUGUGGUGUCGAUCCUUGCGGCCGCCUGUGCGAAGGACUUCGACCCCUACCUGACAGACCACGUCGCUAGGCAAAUAUACCACAAGAGGGAAACGGGCACAGACGCGUUAGACAGCGAUAGCUCGACAGAAAAUGAGGUGGCCAUGGCGGUGCCAAAUAAGGCCCCCGCUGAUCUUCUUAAGGUUCCCGCGGUGGCCUGA
Messenger RNA from Aspergillus alliaceus, 1815 nucleotides. Its product is annotated as fungal trichothecene efflux pump. Gene Ontology annotation, molecular function: transmembrane transporter activity. Gene Ontology annotation, biological process: transmembrane transport. The transcript has 3 exons. NCBI's taxonomy places the organism in Eukaryota, Fungi, Ascomycota, Eurotiomycetes, Eurotiales, Aspergillaceae. The record is from RefSeq and is a predicted model, not a curated record. Bases 1 to 1815 code for a protein of 604 amino acids.